This is a messenger RNA of Chiloscyllium plagiosum (whitespotted bambooshark), 1490 nucleotides long. RefSeq names its product nitrilase family, member 2 (gene nit2). Gene Ontology annotation, cellular component: mitochondrion. NCBI's taxonomy places the organism in Eukaryota, Metazoa, Chordata, Chondrichthyes, Orectolobiformes, Hemiscylliidae. Gene Ontology annotation, biological process: L-glutamine metabolic process; oxaloacetate metabolic process. Gene Ontology annotation, molecular function: omega-amidase activity. The record is from RefSeq and is a predicted model, not a curated record.
CUGGACUGUCCUCAAGAGUAAGGAAACUUUGUAGAAGCGAGAUUUACAGAUUAUCUAGCCUGUUCCAAAUUGGAUAUUUUUAAGUCAUAUAUUUUAAAAGUGAAGGCGGGUAACUGCAUCCGGUUUUUCCGCCUGCAGCCUCUGUAGUCCACUUCAGGCAGAGUGAAAUACUACAACUCCCGAGCAUCUCCCCGCCCGCUGCAAAGCGACGUGACCCCAGCCAGUGGAGUUGAAAAAGCAGGAGUUUCACCCUAGUCGUUCCACUGUCGAGGGCUUCUCCAUGACUGACAACAUGUCAGCAGCGGCAACAAAAUUCCGUCUGGCGCUUAUUCAGCUCACAGUGUCACCUCUGAAAGCCAGUAACCUCAGCAAAGUCCGAACAUUGGUGAAGGAAGCAGCAUUGAAGGGGGCAAAGGUUGUAGCACUCCCUGAAUGUUACAAUUCUCCAUAUGGAACAAAUUAUUUCCCAGAGUAUGCAGAAAAAAUCCCAGGCGAGUCAACUCAAGUGUUGUCUGAAGUAGCAAAGGAUAAUGGGAUUCACCUUAUUGGAGGUUCCAUUCCAGAGGAAGAUGGUGGGAAGUUUUACAACACCUGCACAGUGUUUGCACCAAAUGGAUCCAUGUUGAUGAAAUAUAGAAAGAUUCACUUAUUUGAUAUUGAUGUACCUGGGAAAAUCUGUUUCCGGGAAUCCAAGACACUUUCUCCUGGGAACACAUUGUGUACCUUUGACAUGCCCUAUUGCAAGGUUGGGAUUGGGAUCUGUUAUGAUAUGAGGUUUGCAGAACUUGCUCAGAUUUACACAAAAAGAGGCUGCCAACUUCUAGUUUAUCCAGGAGCGUUCAACAUGACCACAGGACCAGCCCAUUGGGAGCUCUUGCAAAGGGCGAGGGCUGUUGAUAAUCAGGUUUAUGUAGCAACAGUUUCACCAGCACGAAAUGAGAAUGAUUCCUAUGUGGCCUGGGGUCACAGCAGUGUAGUAAACCCAUGGGGUGAAGUUGUAGCCAAGGCCGGUCAUGAUGAGACUAUUGUUUAUGCAGAUAUAGAUUUGAAUUAUCUUUCAGACAUUCGUGAACAGAUACCAGUUCUAAAGCAGAAACGACAUGAUCUUUAUAGUGUGCAGGCAAUGCAAGAUUAAGAAUCACAGUCUCAAGAUUAUACUCAGAAGCAGUAGAUGAAAUACAAAUCUUCCAAUUACCUCAUCAAUUUAUUAAUAGAUGUGAAAUGCAUUGAUUUAAGACUGUAGGUACAGAAAACAUCAGUUCUCUUGCUUAGAAUUAUGGAUUAUUAGCAGCAACUUGUAAUAAAGUCUUCAGUCUUAAAUGACAAAUCAGUGUUUAAAUGUCAUAUGAACUUAAAAUUUAAAUUACAAUUUUAUACUGUAUAAAUGUUUUAUACUCUUGAAGUAUGUUGAUAGCAAAUUGUAGAUUCUGAGGGGCUUUUACAAUGGUAGCGGUGGGGAUUCUUAGCAGUAAAAAGAAUGUUUAUCAAGA